GUCAACGCGCGUCGCAGACGGGGAGUAUAUAACCGACGCAUCGCGUAAUGACCGUGCUCUCUAACUCCUCCGCCUGCUGCUCGUUCUUUGUCCUCCGCUCUAGUCUUUUGUAUCUCCUCAACCCUUCCGGUCCUUACUGACGGUCUGAAACCUUACAAUGGCACACUCCACAUCCGCAUCCUCCAUCUCUCAUGUCACCGCUGUCCCCGGCACCCAGUGUUCCGCCUCAUUCACUCACGACCUCGAAGUCCAAACAAUCGUCGGCGCACACAGGUCAAUACACAUACUCCCCAGCAAUCCCGCUGCUACCACCGUUUACGGAACAUGGGGACCUGCAUCCAACCAACCCGCUUCCGGACCCUCCACGGGCGUCGAUGGCAACCGUGAAUCGCGGACCAUCGCCGGCACCCGUACACUCGAACGCGUCCUCGACCUCACCUCGGCGCGCUUCAUCACGCACCCUCGCACCCUCAGCGCGUCUUCGCGCCCUUAUAACUACAGCUCACUCCUGACUACGGAAGAGGAUGACAACGACGAUGAUGCCAGUGACACACUAGGCCCACCACCGCCACCAUACUCGCCGUCUGACGCAGAACUACCCGACUACACCUCCGAGGAUCCGAACGCCCCGCUUAGGGUGACAGGCACGCUCGCUGAGCACCUCUUCAAGUUCGGCUUCUUCUUCUUCCCACUCUGGAUCGUUGGCACCGUCAUCCUAUUCUCCCCUCUGUCUGCGCCCGACGACUUCGAACCAGGGAAAACAGAGGCGGAGCGACAGCACAUCAUCGACACAAUCCGUGACGCCGAGCUCAUCUGGGCAAGGCGCUCCGCAUGCGCCGUGUUUGCGCUACUUGUGCUCGUCACGUCGGUGGCUGCAAUUUAUGUCGGCAUCGUGUACUUGUGAAGAGUGCUCAGGUUGUCGUCUUCCUUCAUGCAUCAUGGACCAAUUUCUCUAAUAUACUUGGACCUUACCUUCAUUCGCCCACUGGUUUUCAUUCGAGUUCACGCUUACAUCCCAUUAAUCGAAUCACUUUAUUACACGGACUAUCCAAACACUCUUGUAACGUCGCACGCACCAUCUAUCAAAUAAAAAACACGCAUCCAACCCGCUGC
Coniophora puteana RWD-64-598 SS2 is the source of this 1113-nucleotide messenger RNA. RefSeq lists its product as uncharacterized. Bases 158 to 904 code for a protein of 248 amino acids. The record is from RefSeq and is a predicted model, not a curated record. Lineage: Eukaryota; Fungi; Basidiomycota; Agaricomycetes; Boletales; Coniophoraceae. The transcript is spliced from 2 exons.